AUGCAGCCGCUUCGCAUCAAGCUCUCCAACGGUGGGACUGUAACUGGCCUCCAUUCAAUCCCUCCAGCAUCAGCAUCGCAUCUACGUUACCGUCCUCUGAUCGUCGCCCUUCAUGGUGGAUGCUACGACAGCCAGUAUUUCCAGGGCAUUGCCCCAUACUCUGCCCAAAGCCCCAGCGUGGCCUUGGGCGUACCAUUCGUGGCAAUCGACCGUCCAUCGUACGGGGGCACAAGUUCAAUUCUUCCGGUUCCAGAAGGAACCGACUUCUACCAGGAGACCGGCCGCUGGUUGCAUCAAUACAUUCUGCCCCAGAUUUGGUCCGACCUCGGAGCACCCAAUGACUGCAACUGCAUCAUCUUGCUCAGUCACAGUCUGGGCGUCCCGGGAGCGAUCAUAGCGGCGACCCUCCACGCGCAGGACGAUGCACCGCGGUAUCCCCUGGGCGGCCUCAUCGCCAGCGGCAUGGGCAACAUGCAGGUGCCGGCAAUAAGGGCCAGCAGCCCGCUCCAUGUAAAGAUCGACGCAGAUCACGUCCAGUUCCUUGAAGAGUACAAGGACGCGGUGAUGUUCCGACCCGGAACUGCGGCGGCAGAGGUUCUGGGCCUGUGUGGGCGCCUGAACGCGAUCUCGCCGCUCCCGGAUGUUGCCGACUUCCCGACGACCUGGCUGCCAGUGUGGAAAGAGAGGUGGGCGUCCCAGGUUCUGGUUCCGGUCAUGUUUGCGCUGGUGGAGGACGAUCCCUUCUUCAUCACAGAUCAACAGGAAUUCGACACGUGUGUGCGGGCCUUCAAGCGCAGUCCGCGUGUUGAUGGGAGCCUGGUUCGAGGCGCCCCGCAUUGUAUGGAACUCAGCUACUGGUCCCAAGGAUGGUAUGCCCGGUGCUUUGGCUUUGCAUUAGAGUGUGCGGCGAGUAUAGUGACUAGACAUGAACAAGAUAGCACGGUAUGA
Aspergillus uvarum CBS 121591 is the source of this 948-nucleotide messenger RNA. RefSeq lists its product as uncharacterized. The transcript has a single exon. The record is from RefSeq and is a predicted model, not a curated record. The coding region runs from base 1 to 948 and encodes 315 amino acids. Lineage: Eukaryota; Fungi; Ascomycota; Eurotiomycetes; Eurotiales; Aspergillaceae.